Purpureocillium takamizusanense is the source of this 1485-nucleotide messenger RNA. It is a transcript of the gene CDC8, whose product is annotated as dTMP kinase. The transcript has 3 exons. NCBI's taxonomy places the organism in Eukaryota, Fungi, Ascomycota, Sordariomycetes, Hypocreales, Ophiocordycipitaceae. Gene Ontology annotation, cellular component: cytoplasm; nucleus; cytosol. The record is from RefSeq and is a predicted model, not a curated record. Gene Ontology annotation, molecular function: dTMP kinase activity; ATP binding. Bases 189 to 1121 code for a protein of 310 amino acids. Gene Ontology annotation, biological process: dUDP biosynthetic process; dTTP biosynthetic process; dTDP biosynthetic process.
AUUUGAUCGACAACUGACCAUCUCAUCAGCAGCCUGUCGAACCGGCCCUCUCCAUCGCCUCCUCCGCCUUUGCCCACCGGCCAAUUCCACGACCCAUCCAUCGUCCGCCCUCUAUUGCCUACUUGAGGACACCGCUGGCCUAGAUACUCAGCACUCUGCUCCCGUCCCAUCGGCGCUUACAGCCCGCCAUGGCUUCGAUAAACGACCUCGCGACCGCCGCCAUCGCGAGCUCCUCCUCCACCUCCACGUCACCACCGCCGGCGGCAGGGGCGCAAUCGCAACCACAGCCGCAGCCCGCCGCUGGAGCUCCGCGCGGCGCCUUCAUCGUCCUCGAGGGCCUCGACCGCAGCGGCAAGACCACGCAGGUCAAGCUCCUGGAGCAGCGCUUCGUCGAGGCGGGGCGGUCGGUCAAGGUGAUGCGGUUCCCGGACCGGUCGACGCCCAUCGGGCAAAUGAUUGACGCGUACCUCAAGAGCGAUGUGGCCAUGGAGGACCACGUCAUCCACCUGCUCUUCAGCGCAAACCGGUGGGAAGCCGCCGCCCAGAUAUCCUCCCUCCUCGCCGCCGGCACCACCAUCCUCUGCGACCGCUUCCACCUCUCGGGCAUCGCCUACUCGGCCGCCAAGCGCAACCCCUCCCUGCCCCUCCCCUGGGCCGCCGCCCCCGAGCGCGGCCUGCCCCGCCCGGACCUGGUGCUCUUCCUCGACCUCGACGAGCGCGCCGCCCGCGCCCGCGGCGGCUUCGGCGACGAGCGCUACGAGCGCGCCGCCAUGCAGGCGCGCGUGCGCGACAUUUUCUGCGCCAUGGCCGCGGGCGCUGACGAGGAGCCGUCAGAGUCGUUGCCCUCUGCCGGUGAUGCUGGUGGUGCUGGUGUUGCUGGUGGCUCUGCGGACCCUCCUCCUGCUGGUACCGGUGCUGCCGCUGUCGCCGAGUCGACAUCACCGCCGCAGCAGCAGCAGCGACAGCAGCACACCCCCCGCAGAACCGGGGAGCACAUCCUCGUCGUCGACGCCGGCGCCAGCGUCGAGGCCGUGGCCGACGAGAUAUGGCGGCGCGUCGAGGCGCGGGUGCGGCAGGUGGACGCGGGCGAGCUGGGCGCCUCGGUCGGCGUCGUGGAGUGAGUGACUGAGCGAGCGAGCGAACGAGCGAACGAAAGGACUGAAUGAAUGAAAGUCAGAAGGCAGAGGGCUGGGCGGAACGAUUGAGCGAGUUGGUUGGUAAACGAGCGAGUGAGUGAGUGGCGAAGUGAGGAAGUGAGAGCGAGGGAGAGCAAGAGUGGGUGAGUGAGAGUGAGUGCGAGUGAGUGUCGAGUGAGUGAUCGGGAGACCGAGCGCCGAGUUAACGAACGAUACGAUGCGCACGCGCAGGGAAGAACAGAGAACACUUUGAACAGGGCAACAGUCGCAAGGGGACACAUCUCAGGAUACGUAGGCCAUGCAUGAACAUAUACUAGACAGACAGAUAGACUAUCGAGCGAGCAUAUUG